CUGUGAAACUUGAAACCAUGUGCUACUACGGCAGCUACUAUGGAGGCCUGGGCUAUGGCUAUGGCUCUGGUUAUGGCUGUGGAUGUGGCAGCUACCGUGGCCUAGGCUAUGGCUAUGGCAGCUGUGGCUGUAGAGGCCUGGGCUAUGGUAGCUAUGGCUAUGGAGGCCUGGGCUAUGGUGGCUAUGGCUAUGGCUGCUGCCGCCCAUCUUGCUGUGGAAGGUAUUCUUCUUAUGGCUUCUACUGA
Messenger RNA from Antechinus flavipes (yellow-footed antechinus), 245 nucleotides. Its product is annotated as keratin-associated protein 20-2-like. The record is from RefSeq and is a predicted model, not a curated record. Bases 18 to 245 code for a protein of 75 amino acids. NCBI's taxonomy places the organism in Eukaryota, Metazoa, Chordata, Mammalia, Dasyuromorphia, Dasyuridae. The transcript has a single exon.